Messenger RNA from Cutaneotrichosporon cavernicola, 2013 nucleotides. RefSeq lists its product as uncharacterized. The record is from RefSeq and is a predicted model, not a curated record. Gene Ontology annotation, cellular component: anaphase-promoting complex. Gene Ontology annotation, biological process: positive regulation of anaphase-promoting complex-dependent catabolic process; anaphase-promoting complex-dependent catabolic process; positive regulation of ubiquitin protein ligase activity. Bases 1 to 2013 code for a protein of 670 amino acids. Gene Ontology annotation, molecular function: anaphase-promoting complex binding; ubiquitin ligase activator activity; protein binding. The transcript is spliced from 5 exons. NCBI's taxonomy places the organism in Eukaryota, Fungi, Basidiomycota, Tremellomycetes, Trichosporonales, Trichosporonaceae.
AUGCACGACACCGACUUCACUCGCAGAUUGCGAUCCGUCGCUUCGCCCGCGCAGCCUCGCUCUAAUACCAAGCGGUCACAGUUCACCCACCACGACUUGGAUCGGGAUGUGUUUAGCGACCUAGAGCCACCCGGCACACGAGCACUGAGCCCGAAGCUCAAGGGCAAGGGCAAGGUCGUCGAGCGCGACUAUGGAGACCGCUUCAUCCCUACGCGGGAUAACGUCGAUAUCCAUACCACCUACUCGCUCCUUUCUGAGGAAGGAGGGUACCUGAAUGGGCAGAUCAAGCCUCGCGCUCGCGGAAGGAACGUUGUCAGCUUGAGCUCUGACGCUGAAGCUCGUCGAGAGGAGGUGCACGCAACAUUCUCUAACCUUCUUAAGAACGAGCUGCUGCCGGGAUCGAUCACGCCCUCACGUUCGACGUCACCGUCAAACCGGCCGUCGCCGUCGCGGCUCGUUCGGGGGCGCAACACUGUCACCUUCAGCUCGUCGCACCAUCCCAACCUUCCCCAAUCCAACGCUCCACAGUCGAGUGCGGGGACAACACCUUUGCACCACCACCCGCCGCCAGGCGUCACGGGCGACCGAGCAGAUCGAGAGUUAUCGCCAGCAUCGCACCUUCCACCGUUGCCACUACAUGCUCCAUCGACCCCAACAUCCGGACAUACCCGCCCACCAGGAGCCGGGCCAAGUUCUUCACAACAUCGCGCACACCAGUCGCAGGUCGCGCUGACUUCUGCGGCGGCGGGAGCGGCCACACCGCCAAGUCGCAGAAUAGCGUACUCACCACCUCCUGGCAGAGCAUCACCGUCAACACCGUCCAAGAAGCGUAUCUACAAAUUCUCCUCUCCAGCAUCGAGAAGGAUGGCCGAUCUUACCAACGGCAGCAAUCUCGACGACAUGGGCCACGAGCGGUACAGCGUCAGCCCUGUCGGCCGCAGCACGCAGAGCGUCCUCCUCAGCCCGCGCAAGAGCGUCAGACAGAUUUCGCGGACACCAUUCAAGGUUCUCGACGCUCCCGAGCUGCAAGACGAUUUCUACCUCAACCUCGUGUCAUGGUCACAAUCCAACGUCCUAGGCGUCGGACUGAACAGCUGCGUCUACCUUUGGAGCGCGCAGACAAGUAGGGUCACUAAAUUAUGUGACCUUGCUGCCUCGCAAGGUGAAGAUGGGGGGGACUACUCGACAGACUCCAUCACUGGGUUAGAGUGGACGAACAAGGGAAGUACUCUUGCGAUUGGGACAGCAAGGGGUGUUGUCGAGAUCUGGGACGCCGAGUACUGCAAGCGUAUCCGCACGAUGACCGGCCACAGCGGUCGCGUCGGCUGCCUCGCCUGGAACAACCACAUCCUCUCGUCUGGGUCGCGGGACCGCACCAUCCUCCACCGGGAUACUCGUGCACCCGAGCACUACAUCCGUCGCUUGUCUGGACACCACAAACAGGAGGUGUGUGGCCUCAAAUGGAACGCGGACACGGACCAGUUGGCCAGUGGCGGCAACGACAAUAAGUUAUUCGUCUGGGGUGGCACCGACAAUCGGCCCACAUGGCGAUUCGGCGAGCAUCGCGCCGCCGUCAAGGCCAUAGCCUGGAGUCCCCACCAGCGCGGCGUCCUCGCCAGCGGUGGUGGUACCGCCGAUAAGAAGAUCCGGUUCUGGAACAGCUUAACAGGAGGCCUCGUCAGCGAGUGGGACACUGGGUCUCAAGUGUGCAACCUCAUGUGGUCGCGCAACUCGAACGAGAUCGUCUCCACGCAUGGCUACUCGGCUGGCCCGAUCCAGAACCAGAUCCACAUUUGGCGCUACCCCUCCAUGACGCAAGUGGCAACGCUCACUGGACACACAUUCCGUGUCCUCUACCUAGCCAUGAGCCCCGACGGACAGACGAUUGUCACGGGCGCUGGCGACGAGACGCUUCGGUUCUGGAAUGCGUUCCAGCGGCCGAGUGGCGAAGGGCGCGUCAACCUUUCGUCCAAUGGCCCGAGUGGUCUAAACCCUUUCGCCAAGUUGCGAUGA